AGGCUCGGGCUGGCUCUCAGACUCUUCAUCUCCACACAGUCAGAGUGAACUGCGGGGGCAGACGGAGCGGAUAGCUGCGGUCCUCGACAGCGGUCUCGGCCUCCAACAAGGACCUCGUAUCGAGCCGUGUCGACUCACAGCUGCCGUGGUGGUUCGGCCUCGGCCCGCCUCUCUCCGGACCUCGCUCGCUCGGAACUUUUCGCCCCUCCGGAGUUGGGAGAGCCCUCGGUGUUGGUCGGACAUGGCCAGUCGGCGAGCCGCUGCGGGGAGCGACCGGCCGGUGUUCGCUCAGUAGCCACGGGAAUAGAACAGACAACUGGGACUUUUGUUUUCUCCUUUUUUUUUCUUGUUUUUGUUUGACUGGAUGUUUGAUGAAGCGCUUCGACAUUUUGCUCAAUUCUGGGACACUGUGGAUUUACCAGCGUCGGGGGCGGAGAGAUACUCUUGAUUCACGGUCGACGGCGAGAAGUGUUGACGCUUCGAAAGUUGGAGGAAAAACAUGGAGACAGUAAGUCGGCAGAGCUUCCAGCCUCACCCGGGACUGCAACAGACUCUCAAGCAGUUUCACCUCAGCUCUAUGAGCUCCCUGGGCGGACCGGCGGCGUUCUCUGCCCGGUGGCAACAUGAGCUUCUCUUCAAGAAGGACGGCAAGGAGCCCGAGCCGGUCCUGCAGCAUCUGCCGCCGCCGGCCAUGCCGGGCCCGCUGUUCAUCCCGUCGGACCGCUCCACCGAGAGGUGCGAGACGGUGCUCGAGGCCGAGACCAUCUCGUGCUUCGUGGUCGGCGGCGAGAAGCGGCUGUGCCUGCCGCAGAUCCUCAACACGGUGCUGCGGGACUUCAGCCUGCAGCAGAUCAACGCCGUGUGCGACGAGCUGCACAUCUACUGCUCCCGGUGCACGGCGGACCAGCUGGAGAUCCUCAAAGUCAUGGGGAUCCUGCCCUUCUCGGCGCCGUCCUGCGGCCUCAUCACCAAGACGGACGCCGAGCGGCUCUGCAACGCCCUGGUCUACGGGGGCGCCUACCCGCCGCGCUGCAAGAAGGAGACGAGCGGCGGCUCGCUGGAGCUGCAGCUGGAGCUCACCGAGGGCAGCCUCAAAGUGUACCACGAGUGCUUCGGCAAGUGCAGGGGCUUGUUCGUGCCGGAGCUGUACACCAGCCCCGGCGCAGCGUGCAUCCAGUGCAUGGACUGCAGACUCAUGUACCCGACCCACAAGUUCGUGGUGCACAGCCACAAGGCGCAGGAGAACCGGACUUGCCACUGGGGCUUCGACUCCGCGAACUGGAGGGCGUACGUGCUCCUGGGCCAGGAUUACACGGGGAAAGAGGAGACGGCCCGCCUGGAGCAGCUCCUGGACGAGAUCAAGGAGAAAUUUGACUUCGCCAACAAGUACAAGAGGAAAGCAUCGUCCAGGACAUCUGAACCCAUCCCGAUCAAAAAGUCCAAACAUGAAGACUUCCCAUCGCAAUCUACACUUUCCGAUAAAGAAAAGCAACACGACUGGCUACAAUCCCUGUCCGCCUCUGCUAAGGGGCUUAACUGCAUUCAGCCCAGGCAGAGGCCAUCAGCUUUCAGGCCCUGGUCCCCGCACAUUUCUGCUGGUGAUAAGGAGCCCUCCAGUCACCCCCUGGCCCUGCUGAGAGACAGCUUCUACAACUACAAGAGUCUGGAGAACGGCGUGGCUCCCAAUGUCGCCCUCACACCACUGCCCCUGGGGAAGGUGGGUCCCAUGUCCCUAUCAGUACCCAGCACCUCCCACCCAAGUGGAGGUGAACCCCCAGGUGAAGGAGCCAACCCGAGGCCCCGGAAGAGAAAAGCCACAGAGGAGCUCCUGCCACCGGCAACAGAGGCCCCCUGCCCUCCGCCCUUCACUGCCAGCAAGCCACUGGCGCCUCAGGAGGACAAAGACUCUGAGGUGGAGAUCGAAGUGGAAAGCCGUGACGAGUUCACUUCAUCCCUCUCCUCCCUGUCGUCACCAUCUUUCACCUCAUCCAGCAGCUCAGCCAAGGACUUGAGCUCGCCAUGCACUCAAGGGCCCAUCUGCACUGUCACGUCGGCCGAGGGCACUGCCCCUGCAGCUGCACCCAUUGCACCCAUCACAACACCUGUAACCCCUCCAGAGCUUGGGUUGGAGUCGGAGCUGGAGAGCCUGAGGCAGGCACUGGACAGCGGACUCGACUCGAAAGAGUCAAAGGAGAAGUUUCUGCAUGAGAUUGUUAAGAUGAGGGUGAAGCAGGAGGAAAAACUAGGAUCGGCCCUGCAGGCCAAACGCAGCCUCCAGCAGGAGUUAGAAUUCUUGCGGGUGGCCAAGAAGGAGAAACUGCGGGAGGCAACUGAGGCUAAGCGGAACCUGAGGAAGGAAAUUGAGCGUCUGCGGGCCGAGAGCGAGAAGAAGAUGAAGGAAGCCAACGAGUCGCGGAUCCGUCUGAAGCGGGAGCUGGAGCAGGCCCGACAGCUAAGGGUCUGCGACAAAGGCUGUGAGGCCGGACGUCUUCGCGCAAAAUACUCGGCACAGAUCGAGGAUCUCCAGAUGAAGCUGCAGCAUGCAGAGGCCGACCGCGAGCAGCUCCGAGCCGACCUGCUGCUGGAGCGGGAGGCCAGGGAGCACCUGGAGAGGGUGGUGAAGGAGCUACAGCAGCAGCUCUGGCCCAAGUGCAACAGUGACAAGGACGGGACGCCCAAGGACACGCCGGCAGACAAGUAACCUAGCAGCUAAACUCACCCCACCACUGUCCAUCAUGCUCGCCCUCCAGAAUACAAUAAUCAAACACCCUCACCCUCUGACCACAGACAAAGAGAAGACAAAAAGACCUGUGUCCUUAUCCAUGCUCAUGAAAAAACAAGUGAAUGUUUCCCUUGGAGAGAGUCUGGAACAGCAAAAUACAAUUCUGCAACCUGGAAGCAUGUGUUUCUGAAUCAAGCACUGACUCGCACCUUCCACACUCACAGAACGCAAAGAAACCGGAUCACAGGAAUGACAGAAAAACACGUGUAUAGCACAAAUUGUGGUUGUGCCUGUAUUUUCACUGACAAGAAAAAAUUAAGUGAGACUUUUUGACACAUGUCCAUGAUAAUUAAUGCUAAAAGAUGAUCAUAUUAUAUUAGAGCUACACAGCUGUUGAGAGGUGUCAUAGCGGUGCAGCCAGGAGGGCAGGGCUCGCACUCUACCUACAGUCUCCACCACGUCCAUUGCCAGGACAAGGAUGACUUUGAAGACAUUAUAAGCUAUAUUAGAGACUACAUAGCGAUAUGUAAAAAGAAGAUGAAAGACAGUUACUUUGUUUCUCUGUGCUCAUGGAGUUUGAAAACAUAAAAGAUAUAAAUACAUCAGAGGAUGAACAAAACAAGCAGAUGAACUUUCCACAGCGCCACCAUGGUUUUGCCAGUUUUUCAGGAAGCCAUCAUCUCCCACUGAGGGGGAGAAGCAUUGAGUUUGAAGUCUGUGCGACUUGUCUUUCCUUCCUGUUGUCGUUUUAUAAAAACAAUUGUGUAGUUCUCAGAGCAGGACGGGGCGGGAGGGAUCGGGGGUCAAUAUUUUUCUCUCUUUGCAUCGAACCCUGGGGCGGAUAUUGGAAAUUAAAACAUGCUGUGUUGAAGGCACCUUUUUUAGCGAGCACUUGUUUUGGAUGAUCAAUAACAAUAUCCAAUAGUCUCCAUCUCAGUGUUGCUCCCAACAGGUUACACACACACUGGCUGCCAUGUGUGUUUCAUAAGCAUUUUGGCGUCUUUUAUCUUCGCUUCAAAAAGAGCGAUGUCAACCAGCAGGUUUUUUCUCCAUAUGACACCAGAAUCAUCAUCUGAGAUCAUAGCGGACCGGGUGGGGUGUCCUUAGCAAGAACCACAAAAUGUUCAUUUUAAUUAAAUUAAGGUAUGUAAAUAUUAAUAUGUUUUUUUUUCUUUUUACUUUACAAUAAUGAAUCGCACUUUGUCAUAACAAAAAUACUGUUUUAAUGCAUUGUACUCCCACUAUUGUCUUCAAUCUUACUUUGAAAACAUCAUUUUAUCGUGACUGCUACCAUAUAAAUCCAGUAAGCAUUUUGUUGAUUAUAUGCAUCUUCAAUAGAAAAAAACAUUGUUCUGUUUUGUCAAGAUAAAGUUUUGUAAAUAAAGGAAAAAAAAAGGCUCUACCUGUUGCUUGGUGACGCAGACUGGGGUUGUUCGAAAGUGUUUGGGGACAUUUUCCCAUUAUUGUAAAAUAAAAGCACAACUGUUGCUUAACCACCAAGUUAAAACUUGUAACAAAUUUGACAGAAGAAAAAAAAAAUUCAUUAGCAGCCUACUGUAAAUAACCAAGGUGAAUUUUUAUAGAAGCCCGAACAGAAAUCACAUGUUCAGAGAUUCUAAUCACUUUUUCUUCAGGAGCAGAGACCAUGACUCUGCUUUCACACAGUGGGUACAAUGCAAUCAGAAUGUACAUUGUGUUAAUGCUAAUUUUUCUUUGGUUGUUGAUGUUGUUUUUUAAAUGUGGAGAUAUUUUAAUGCUUGUCUGUUAUGUUCACUUUUUUUCAAUAGAAAACUCAUAUUUUCUUUAUGCAUGAACUUUGAGAAAGUUUGCCAUACAUAUAGUCAGUUAUUGGGCAUUUGAUACUGUACAUCUAAGGGUUUUUGUGUUAUGCAACAUAAAGCAAUUUAUCUUAUUUAGAAGAGGAAGAAGAAACUGUUGUUCUUAGGACAAAACACAACUUCACACUAGCAAAAAACAAAAGACCACAAAAAAAGAAGAAGAAAUGAAAUGCAGUGCUGGACAACCUCAAGUGCCUGAAUGUGGGCGAAAGGUUUCCAGAGUAGGAAAACUGAUGAUGAAGCUGUUGGGGCGGGUCCUCUCAUCAACUUCCUGUUUGCAGGUUUUCAAAUUAAAUGACCCUCCCUCGCUCAGUGGCUAUUUUUAUCAGUAUUCCUAAAACCAAUCAGUUUACAAACUUCUUUUAUUUUUCAAUGCAGAGAACAAUUGAACAAAUGUAAGAUGCUUAUGGCUUUUUUUUCUUGGAUGAGUGUUUUUUAAAGAUUCAUUUGAAAUCAAUGAUAUGCAUGUUCAAACAAUUUUUAUAGAAGAUCUUGAAAAGCCACUUGCGUCGGUGAAUUGUUACUUUUGGUUGUACAUAAAGACGUAACUGUUUGUUCCCAGUUUGCUGACUUGUCCCGAGGCGGACCUGUCAAGGAUAAUAAAGAGGGCAUUAUGUUAAAGGCCCGUUUCUUAUCCGACAUAACUGAUGUUGCUCAGAGAACGACACUGCGUCUGUGACUUUGGCAGAACUUAAAUUGGUACAUUUUGUAGUUGUUUUUACACUCAAAGGCCUCUGUGUAGUUUACUUUACUCAUGGUUUUCUACAAAAAGAAGGGAGACAAAAACAACAUUGGCUCUUCACGCUCCCACACAAAAAUAAAAAAGCAGUUUAACCACAACUUUUUUUCUAAAGAAGAAUCAUUUUGCUAAAAAAAUGGACAGUAAAGCAGCAAUAACAGUCCAUAUUGAUAGAGAAAUACUAGCCAGUGUGAAGAUUUGAAUAAGAAUUUUCAAAUGUAAAUAUUUUUUUCAUUUACUAUAUUGUAUAAUAUAUGUACAUGGUGUUUCCUUUUUCAAAUUUUUUUUUUCUUACAAUAACUGUCUUGUUCUUUUUUUGUGUGUUUUAACUGAGAAUUUUCACAAACAGUUAAUGCAGUGCGUAAGAGAAUAUUCCCUACAUAAAAAUGUUAAUCCAUUUCUUUCUUUUUGUUUACUGUAGAGUCUUUAUAUCGAAUAACGUUUUUUCACCAAUUCAUAUAUAUUUUUAACAGUAUGUUCAGUAUCAGACAGCAGACCUACAGUAUGGGUCACAUACACUCUCUCUCUCUUUUUCUCUCUCUCUCUUUCUUUCUCUCUCUCUCUAUCUCUCUCUCUCUUUCUUUCUCUCUCUCUCUCACACACACACACACACACACACACACACACACACACACACACACACACAGAGAUUUCCCUCUAAUCUUCAUGUAUCUUUUUAGCCCUGUGGUGCUGCUAAUACUAUAUUAACCUUACAAUUCUAGAAAUAUUUUUAUCUAAGAGGUAAAUGUAAGCUCCGAGUUAUUAAUUCCACAUAUACAGUAUGAAAAAAAAGCUUGGCUUGUUCAUCUAUCUCCCUUGUUUCCCUCAUCUUUUCAUACCGUUGUCCUCAUCUUUCCAACAACACUCUUUCCUUUCUCUCACGACACGGACUAUAUUGUAAAGUAAAGGACUUUAUGAGAUUAUGUUUGAAAAUAGCUAUGCUUAUAUACUACAGUGACCGAAUGUACAGUGUAUAGAUGCAUUACCAGAAAUAAAGUUGUUUGUCCAGA
This is a messenger RNA of Scophthalmus maximus (turbot), 6309 nucleotides long. RefSeq names its product v-ski avian sarcoma viral oncogene homolog a (gene skia). Gene Ontology annotation, cellular component: nucleus. The coding region runs from base 500 to 2701 and encodes 733 amino acids. NCBI's taxonomy places the organism in Eukaryota, Metazoa, Chordata, Actinopteri, Pleuronectiformes, Scophthalmidae. Gene Ontology annotation, biological process: negative regulation of BMP signaling pathway. The record is from RefSeq and is a predicted model, not a curated record. The transcript has 7 exons. Gene Ontology annotation, molecular function: RNA polymerase II cis-regulatory region sequence-specific DNA binding; DNA-binding transcription factor activity, RNA polymerase II-specific; SMAD binding.